UCUCUCACCGACCGGCUCGUUCUUGAAACCCUACGUGAUCAUCAUACUUCAUCAUAUCUUAGGAAUAAUACCUAGUAUUACUAUCUCAACCCAUGAUCUACUUCAUAUUUAUUCAUCUAUCAAGAUAAGACCAGCAACUACCUACACAUAUUCAUAACAAUGGCGAGCAAUAGUUUAGCGCCGCCAACGCUGGCGAUCGAUACACGAACGCGUCCAAGGAGCGAUACUAAUGAAACCAGGGUGGUGACGCCUGCUGGUUCCUUUGUCUCUAAUAUUUCCAACAUAUCGAAUCCUUUUCUAACGCCAGCUCACUCUAACCCUUUCCAAACACCAGUCCCGUCCGACUGUGGAGCAAGUGUGUUAUCGGUGGACCCCGAAGCAGCUCUCCGUCCAGAUCCCGGCUCGGAGGCGGAUUUCCAUGUCGAAAAUAACCCGUUUGCUUUCAGCCCGGGUCAGUUAAACAAACUUCAAAAUCCAAAAUCUUUACCCGCAUUUCAGGCGCUGGGCGGCAUCUCCGGAAUAGCACGUGGACUGCAGUCCGAUAUUAAUGCCGGCCUAAGUGUCGACGAGGCAACAGUACGAAAAUCUAUCACGUUUGAGCAGGCCGUGAGGAGGACGUCAGAUAAAUUUAUAGAGACGCCGGAGCGGACACCUCAACCCGGAUCUGACCCCUUCGUUGACCGAGCAAGAGUCUUUGGCAAGAAUAUUUUACCAGCGAAGAAAGCCACGCCGAUAUGGAUACUCAUGUGGAACGCCUAUAACGAUAGGGUCAUCAUCCUAUUAACGGUAGCCGCAAUAAUAUCACUAGCACUUGGCCUUUACGAAACUUUCGGGACGACCCCUGAACCAGGAGGACCACCAUCUGUAGACUGGGUUGAAGGCGUCGCAAUCAUUAUUGCUAUACUUAUCGUUACGCUUGUAGGCUCGCUCAACGACUGGCAGAAGGAACGCGCUUUCGUCAGACUUAACGCCAAGAAAGAAGACCGCGAGAUUAAAGUUGUUCGUUCUGGGAAGUCAUUCAUGAUUAAUGUUCACGACGUCCUGGUUGGAGAUGUCCUGCACCUGGAACCCGGCGAUCUCGUUCCUGUCGACGGAAUUUACAUUAACGGUCACGGCUUGAAGUGCGAUGAAUCUUCAGCGACAGGUGAAUCCGACGCAAUUAAAAAGGUACCCGGUGGGCAAGUUAUGAAAAUGCUGGAAUCAGGCGCGAGUCAAAAAGAUCUCGACCCCUUCAUUAUUUCAGGAUCCAAGGUCCUUGAAGGUGUCGGCACGUUCCUCUGCACUUCUGUCGGCGUCCACUCAAGCUUCGGAAAGAUUAUGAUGUCUGUUCGAACAGAUAUCGAAGCAACCCCCCUUCAGAAGAAACUCGAAAGACUCGCCGUUGCUAUCGCAAAACUAGGUAGUACAGCAGCUGGUCUUCUCUUCUUCGUCCUACUAUUUCGUUUCCUCGGCGGCCUCUCAACGGACACGCGUUCUAGCUCGGGGAAGGCCUCCGCCUUUUUGGACAUCCUAAUCGUGGCCGUGACCAUCAUCGUUGUGGCUGUACCUGAAGGGUUGCCCCUGGCGGUUACUUUGGCGCUGGCCUUCGCCACCACUCAAUUACUGAAGGAAAACAACCUCGUCCGUGUGCUACGCGCCUGCGAAACGAUGGGCAACGCCACCGCAAUUUGUUCCGAUAAAACGGGAACAUUGACAACCAACAAAAUGACAGUUGUCGCGGGAACAUUCGGCCAAUCAAGCUUUGCCAAAUCUGAAAAUGAGAAGCCCGGUAUCCAGAGCAUCUCCCAAUGGGCGACCGGCCUUAGUCAAAAAACCAAGGACGCUAUUGUGCAAUCAGUGGCUAUUAACUCCACCGCCUUUGAGGGCGAGGAAGAUGGUCAAUUCGCUUUUAUUGGCUCCAAGACUGAGACAGCACUGCUCCAGCUAGCAAGGGACUACCUUGGGAUGCAGUCAUUGGCUGAGACCCGCAACAACGAACAGGCAAUUCAAAUGAUGCCUUUUGACUCAGCUAAGAAGUGCAUGGGCGCAGUCAUCAAGCUACGAGAUGGUUCUGGAUAUAGGCUCUUAGUGAAAGGAGCUUCGGAAAUCCUCUUAAAUUAUUGCAGCGCAAAGGCAGAUAUUCAGUCUCUUGCUACAAGCGAAUUUUCAAAUGACGAUCGUGAUGGCAUAACAUCUAUCAUUGAUUCUUAUGCUAAGGGAUCGCUGAGGACUAUCGGCAUCGUAUACAAAGACUUUGAGAGUUGGCCACCUACCGACGCCGAGAUAGAAGAUGGCCACGUAAAAUUCAGCUCAGUACUAAAGAACCUCGUUUGGUUUGGUUUAGUUGGUAUCCAGGAUCCUGUGAGACCAGGUGUCCCCGAAGCGGUUCGAAAAGCUCAACUUGCUGGCGUUGUGGUUCGCAUGGUCACCGGAGAUAACGCUGUCACUGCUCAGGCUAUCGCAGCCGAAUGUGGUAUUUACACCGAUGGCAUUAUCAUGGAAGGCCCUGAUUUCAGGAGACUCAGCCAAGAUGAGAUGGAUGCCAAACUGCCCAAACUACAAGUACUUGCGCGCUCGUCACCUGAGGAUAAGAGGAUUCUAGUCGCGAGACUCAAGGCUCUUGGAGAAACAGUAGCUGUUACUGGAGACGGCACCAACGACGCUCCAGCUCUUAAGACUGCCGAUGUCGGGUUUUCGAUGGGCAUCUGUGGAACUGAGGUGGCUAAGGAGGCUUCGGAAAUUGUGCUGAUGGACGAUAACUUCGCUUCUAUUCUUACUGCUCUCAAAUGGGGACGAGCAGUUAACGACUCCGUCCAGAAGUUUCUUCAGUUUCAAAUUACCGUCAAUAUCACCGCCGUCCUUCUUGCCUUCAUAUCUGCCGUUGCCGACCCCGACAUGCAUUCCGUACUUACUGCCGUGCAGUUACUCUGGGUAAACCUCAUCAUGGAUACCUUUGCAGCCCUCGCACUCGCAACAGACCCUCCAACCGAAAAAGUUCUUGAUCGCAAACCCCAACCGAAGAGUGCACCCCUCAUCACAACCAAUAUGUGGAAAAUGAUUGUCGGACAGGCGAUUUACCAGCUCAUCAUUACAUUAAUUCUACACUUCGCCGGUGCUUCCAUCCUGGGCUAUGAUCCCAAUAACCAAACCCAGAAGACUGAGCUCAACACUAUGGUCUUCAACACGUUCGUAUGGAUGCAAAUAUUCAACGAGUUUAACAACCGACGCCUGGAUAACAAGUUGAACAUCUUCGAAGGUGUACUUCGCAACAAAUUCUUCAUUGUAAUCAACUUUAUUAUGGUGGGCGCUCAGGUUGCCAUUGUCUUCGUGGGAGGCGCUGCGUUCGAAAUCACUGCUAUCAACGGCGUGCAAUGGGCUAUCUGCCUGAUUGCAGCAGCCAUUUCACUCCCGUGGGCUAUUGUUAUACGACUAUUCCCAGACGCCCUUUUCGCCAGAAUCACUGAGAUCGUAACCGCACCUGUCGUCGCUGUAUAUAAGCUUCUGGUUAGAUUCUUUUCCAAGAUCGGCGCUGUCUUUAGCAGGAUGUGGAAGUCGAAGAAGACGGAAUCGUCAUCGGAAGAAGAGCAAGAAAAUGAUACAACUCGAGAGAAAGACGCAGCUCCCGAGAUCGUGGUUUCCGAUGGCGUUCUCUCGAAUAAUAACCCGGAAAUACAAAUAAUAGAGGAUCUAGAACAGGGGCGAAGAUAAAACAUAGGUAUAUACCUAUGUAUGGUUUUUAUUUGUAUAUUAGAUAGAACAUUUGACAUUUAGCGACGAGUUUUGGAUUUAUGUUAAUGCAUUUACGCAACUAAGCGGAUGAACUUCAAAUAUGGACAUUGAAUUAGGCAUGGUGAAUGGGAUCUAGUAAAUUAGAAUGCGCCAUAGGGUUAGCAAUUAUUUACCACAUGUAUAAAACUAGUUAAAAUCAUGGACCUUGUAGAGAAAAGAGAAAAGAAGGUAGUUCUAUUG
Molecule: messenger RNA, 3948 nt
Organism: Daldinia vernicosa
Lineage: Eukaryota; Fungi; Ascomycota; Sordariomycetes; Xylariales; Hypoxylaceae
Product: plasma membrane calcium-transporting ATPase
Exons: 2
Coding region: 160-3687 (1175 amino acids)
Biological process (GO): calcium ion transmembrane transport; intracellular calcium ion homeostasis
Cellular component (GO): membrane; intracellular membrane-bounded organelle
Molecular function (GO): ATP binding; ATP hydrolysis activity; P-type calcium transporter activity
Source: RefSeq, a predicted model, not a curated record